Messenger RNA from Gekko japonicus, 2113 nucleotides. RefSeq names its product solute carrier family 37 (glucose-6-phosphate transporter), member 2 (gene SLC37A2). The record is from RefSeq and is a predicted model, not a curated record. The coding region runs from base 249 to 1766 and encodes 505 amino acids. Gene Ontology annotation, molecular function: glucose 6-phosphate:phosphate antiporter activity. NCBI's taxonomy places the organism in Eukaryota, Metazoa, Chordata, Lepidosauria, Squamata, Gekkonidae. Gene Ontology annotation, biological process: phosphate ion transmembrane transport; glucose-6-phosphate transport. The transcript has 19 exons. Gene Ontology annotation, cellular component: endoplasmic reticulum membrane.
GGCUCGAAUCACCGGCAUGUGCCCAACAGCCGGGCUCCAGGGGCGCAUUUAAAUGCCGGCCGGGGCCGAGUCCGGAGCAGCUCCAGCUCCCCACCGCCAUCCCGGGAACAAAGCGGAGCCCGGCGGCCUGAUCGCCCCCGCCUCCCCGGUCCCCCUGCCCGCCCGCUUUCCUUCUCGGCGACCAGCCUCCGCCGCCUCCUGCUUAGCCUCUGCUCGGCGCUGCUCCUGCCCAAGGCCGGCCUGGCACCAUGCGAUCCAUCCCCGCUCCCGGGAUCCGCUUCAUCCGCUCUUUCCCGAGGGACAGCUGGUAUCGAGGAUUAAUUCUCCUGUUGACAUUCCUGUGCUAUACUAGCUACCAUCUCUCGCGGAAACCGAUCAGCAUAGUAAAGAGUCAACUGCAUUACAACUGCUCUUUGCGAGGUGCCAAUCCACACAAUGAUUCGAACAGUACCACGUGGUGCGACUGGAAGCCUUUUGAUCAGGACAACUAUAAAGAACUCUUUGGAGCCCUGGAUAAUGCCUUCCUGGUCGCCUAUGCUAUUGGAAUGUAUAUCAGCGGGAUUUUUGGUGAACGCCUCCCCUUGCGCUACUACCUCUCUGCGGGGAUGCUGCUGAGUGGAUUAUUCACUGCCUUAUUUGGACUGGGGUACUUCUGGCAAAUCCAUUACCUUUGGUACUUUGUCAUCAUACAGGUCUGCAACGGUCUGGUGCAAACCACCGGCUGGCCAUCCGUCGUGACGUGCGUCGGCAACUGGUUCGGAAAGGGGAAACGGGGCUUCAUCAUGGGCAUCUGGAAUUCGCACACAUCUGUAGGAAACAUCCUGGGGUCCCUGAUCGCAGGCGCUUUUGUUUCACAGGCAUGGGGCCUGUCAUUCAUCGUUCCCGGAAUCAUCAUUGCCACGAUGGGAGUCAUCUGCUUCUUGUUCCUCAUUGAAUAUCCAGAAGAUGUUGAGUGCAGCCCUCCUCUUCACCAUGCCAGUUCAGAGGAGAAAGGCCUUGAGGCAGAACAUUCCAUCAGUGACGGGAGCCUGAACGCGUCCAACCACAGCAGAGAAAACAUCAUGGUUGCGGUAGAAAGCACAAAAGAAUCAACAGAGGGACCGGAAGCCAUCAGUUUCAUUGGCGCACUCCGGAUACCUGGAGUGGUGGAGUUCUCAUUUUGCCUUCUGUUUGCGAAGCUGGUCAGCUACACUUUCCUCUACUGGCUGCCUCUUUACAUUGUGAAUGUUGCUCAUUUCAGUGCAAAGAAGGCUGGAGACAUGUCCACUCUCUUCGACGUCGGCGGCAUCAUCGGUGGCAUCCUUGCGGGUCUUAUCUCUGACUACACUGGCGGUAGGGCCACCACAUGCUGUGUGAUGCUCAUUUUGGCAGCCCCCAUGUUAUAUCUGUACAACUACAUUGGCCAAAAUGGACUUGCUACAUCAGUAGUGAUGUUAAUUAUCUGUGGAGGCCUGGUCAAUGGGCCUUAUGCUCUCAUUACGACAGCAGUGUCAGCUGACUUGGGCACUCAUGAAUGUCUCCAAGGAAAUGCAAAGGCCCUCUCCACCGUUACAGCUAUCAUUGAUGGGACAGGAUCUGUAGGUGCUGCUCUCGGACCCCUGCUGGCAGGGCUGAUCUCUCAAUCAGGCUGGGACAACGUCUUCUACAUGUUGAUAACGGCCGACGUACUGGCUUGUCUGCUCCUUUCCCGCAUGGUGUACAAAGAAAUACGAGGAUGGUGUGGAUGCUACGCAAGAAAGAGAGGGUCACUAAACUUCACUUUUUGAAUAGACAUGUUCUGGGGCCAGGAGUCACGCUUUAAGGAAUUCUGACAUGACUCCUGAAGCCGGAGGAGCCUGAAGACACAACGGGGGCGAGCUUUGCAGGGAGGGGUCAGGUUUUGUCGGCCCUCAUAACUCCACAGUGGGAGAAAUGAACAAAGCUGAAACGGAGUGGAUGCCCGAAACAAACAGGACUCUCUUGGCAACACCAGCCGAGCCCGUCACCAGCUGCACUUGUUUUUAAACUGAUGGAAGGGAACAUAACCGAGUGUCUACACAAUCAAAGGCGAAAAGGAAUGGAUGUUUGGGGGAUCCAUGCUGCAUCUUGAGGCCUCUGUUUUGUAGCAACUGCA